AUGAGUAUAGAUCAUUCCGACGACUACGGUCCGUCGUACGGACGCGGCUACGGCCCGCCGCCUCCGCAGAAUCAAGGCGCAUUCUACGGCGCCAGACCCGGCCAUCAACCCGGCGGCUACGCUCAGAGCCACGUCGGCUUCAUGCCAAGCCACUACGGCGGCCAGAUGGUUCCCUAUAACGACUACCGGAACCCCUUCACGCCAAUCGGUGGACAUGCCGCCAACCCCUUUGGCAAUGACCCGCGUAGUUCCUACGACAUGAUGCCUUACCACCAAGGAGCUUCCGCGCCCGCCUACUACGGCGCCGGGGGCCCGGGGUACGGUAUUCCUCCGCAUCUGCAAUCGUACAUGUACAAUGCUCCGCCGCCGCCGCCAACAGAAGUCGCCGCAACGAAACCUCCCACGCCGGCACCCCCGCCGGCCGAGAAGAAACCAGACCCAGAGGUCGAGGCAUUGAAGGCGCAACUCGCAAAGUUCCAAGAAAACGAAAAGAAAAAGGCAGAGGCCGAGAGGCUAGCAGAGCUGAAGGCGAAUAUGCAGCGGGAGGCUGAAGAGGCUCUCCAGAGGCGGAUGGAGGAGAUGCGGAGAGCCCAGGAAGAGGCAAAGAAGGAGAUUGAACGAGCAAGGAUUGAGGCCGAGAAGUUGGCUCGCGAGAAGUUAGAAGCCGAGAAGAAGGCCGAGGAGGAAAGGAAGCGGCAGCAGGAGGAAGCAAUGAAGCGCAUCGAACGGGAGGCCCGCGAGAAGCUUGCGGCAGAGCUGAAGGCAGCCGAGGAGCGGAAGAAGCGAGAAGAAGAAGCGGCCGCCUUGGCCGAGGCGCAAGCCAAGGCCCGGAUCGAGCUGGCCAUCCGGGAAGAGCAGGAAAGAAUUCACGCCCGGAUCAAAGCGGAAGAGGAGGCAAAGGCUGCCGCCGCAAAGAAAGCGGCCGAGGAGGCCGAGCGGCUGAAGAAGAUCGAGGAGGAUGCCAAGAAGGCACUGGAAGCAGCCAUCAAAGAGCAAGAGGCGAAGCUGGCUGCGGCUGUCCAAGCUGAGCGUGAAAAGAUCGAAGCCCAAAAGAAGGCCGAAGCGGAAGCUGCCGAAGCUGCCGCGAAGAAGAAAGCCGAAGAAGAGGCAUGGCGGAAGCAGCUCGAGGCGGAAGCCAAGCUCAAGGCUGAGGUUGAAGCCAGGCAGAAGCUCGAGGCGGAGCGCAUGGCGGCAGAGGCAGCCAAGAUAGCCGAGGAGGAGAAAAUGAAGGAAGAAAAGGCGAUGAAGGAAAAGGCCCUGGAAGAGGCCAAGAAGAACCUAGAGGAGGCUUCCAAAAAGCAGGAGAAGCUGCCCAUCAAGUUCAAGGACGCCGUUGGCCGCAAGUUCAGCUUCCCCUUCCAUUUGUGCCAGACAUGGCAGGGCAUGGAGGAGCUCAUCAAGCAAGCCUUCCUACACGUCGAUGUCAUUGGCCCCCAUGUCCAAGAAGGACACUACGACCUGAUCGGCCCCAACGGCGAGAUCAUUCUCCCCACCGUCUGGGAGAAGGUCGUUCAGCCCGACUGGGCCAUCACAAUGCACAUGUGGCCCAUGGACAAGGCGCCGCUUCGCCACCACCACCAGCAGAUACCUCCGGGUGGGAUGCCACCAGGCGGUAUCCCACGCCCUCCAAACGGCCACCACCAUCCACACCAACGCCCAGGCGCCGGCAUGGCGGGUGCCUUCAUGCGGCCCCCAAGCGCUCGCCCAGGCGGCAGCGGCGGCAUAAAUAUUCCUCCUCCCCCGCCGGGCUGGGGCAGUGGUAUGCCGCCCGGCGGGGGCGGGCGGUCGGGCCUCGCAGCCCAGGUUGUGACCGUCGAGCCGGGCAAGCGGCCCAAAAAGGAGAAAGGCGGCGCCCCCUCGUCGGUGCUCGGCUGGAUGACUGGCGCCAAGCCCAAGAGCAGCAGCAAGAAGUAG
Parathielavia appendiculata is the source of this 1914-nucleotide messenger RNA. RefSeq lists its product as uncharacterized. Bases 1 to 1914 code for a protein of 637 amino acids. The transcript is spliced from 2 exons. Gene Ontology annotation, cellular component: actin filament. Gene Ontology annotation, biological process: actin filament polymerization. The record is from RefSeq and is a predicted model, not a curated record. NCBI's taxonomy places the organism in Eukaryota, Fungi, Ascomycota, Sordariomycetes, Sordariales, Chaetomiaceae.